CCCUCCUCGAAUACGGAUUAUAGGACAGAACCUCCUGGGCUUAUUUUUGAUAAGUUCUAGUUCUAGGUAAAGUAUAACAAGAUAUAUACACUCCGAUCGUCUUCUCCGAUAUCUUUUCUCUCCACCCAUUUCUUUCAAUAUCACAGUGUUUCAGCUGCUCUAGCCAACCAAGGGCUGAUAAUUUGAUGGAGGGCGUUGGAGGUGAACUGAAUCAGCGGAGGCAUGAAUUUUCUAAGAUUUACCAGUUUUAUUUAGAUAAGAGUACACCUCAUGCUACGUAUAGAUGGAUUGGAACAUCUGUAUUAGCAUCUCUCUACGUUUUGAGGGUCUAUUAUGUCCAAGGGUUCUACAUUGUGAGCUACGGUUUGGGAAUCUACCUUCUCAAUUUGCUGAUUGGUUUUCUUUCACCUCUUGUUGACCCGGAGCUUGACCCUUCAGAUGGUCCUAUGCUCCCUACUAAAGGUUCAGAUGAAUUCAAACCAUUCAUUCGCCGACUCCCAGAAUUCAAGUUCUGGUAUGCUAUCACAAAGGCUUUCUGUGUGGCAUUUGUCAUGACUUUCUUCUCCAUGUUUGAUGUUCCUGUGUUUUGGCCAAUAUUGUUGAUCUACUGGAUUGUUCUCUUUACCCUCACUAUGAAGCGCCAAAUUACACACAUGCUCAAGUAUAGAUACAUCCCAUUUAACAUCGGAAAGCAGAAGUACGGCGGAAAGAAAGGAGCAGGUAGAAGCAGUCCUAGAGGGGACUAAAAUUGUGCAUUUUUUCUUUAGAUUAGAUGGGAAAGAAGAGAUGCUGGAAUUAUGUACGUUUGUGGUAUGUUUGAACAUGGUAUUACAAAAGUGUAGUUGAAUUGAUGCAUUAUUUAUUUACACAGGAGUUAGUGUAUACUUUAGUUAAGCAAGUCAAGCAUAUGAUAUCUAUACUUGAAAUUUCAUGCAUUUCUACUUUAGUUUCCAAUUCCCCUUGCCUUUACAGUGUGGUUUGUGUUCAUUUUGGUUCUUGUUUUCGUCACAGUUGAGCAAUCCAUUGAGCUGCCUUAGCGUUUGGGGAACUUCUUAAGAAUGUUCCAUGUAACAAAACAAUAUGGACCGUUGUCUUACCCAUUUUGUUUUUAGAUUACUACUUUCUUCCACUGUCGUUGUUUAAGGCUGUCUUAAGUCUAUUAAGAAGCUCACUUAUAAGCCUAUAAAAGUAUAAGGUAUAAGAUGAUCAUUUUCCCC
This is a messenger RNA of Cuscuta epithymum, 1217 nucleotides long. The record is from the annotation of a GenBank genome assembly. NCBI's taxonomy places the organism in Eukaryota, Viridiplantae, Streptophyta, Magnoliopsida, Solanales, Convolvulaceae.